Messenger RNA from Blepharisma stoltei, 1113 nucleotides. The record is from the annotation of a GenBank genome assembly. Lineage: Eukaryota; Ciliophora; Heterotrichea; Heterotrichida; Blepharismidae.
AUGAAAUUCAGAUUAUUACCAUUCCAAAGAUGCCCAAAAAAUGAGCACAAAUGAUUGUUAUUAAUCAUAUAAAUAAAAUGGCUUUCGCUCAAGCGAAGUUAGCUCCGCUAACUUUCUCUCACUCAAGCAAUUUUAUUUAUGGGGUUGGGUUUUUACCUCAAGAACUUCUGCACAGCAACAGCGGUUUAACUUUGGAGAUAACCAGUGGAACUGCUCCUCAGCACGAUCAAGAUCUGGAGUUUUUACCCCUCAGCACACCCGAAGGAAGGUGGACCCUCAGGCGGAACACGCGCAGGAGCUGAGUUGAAAUAAAGCUAGCGGUAGCGAAGCCCGUCGAAGCCGGAACACCUUAUUUGUCCGUGCCCUGGCGAUCAAAAGGGAUCGAUCCAGCGGUCCACAGGCCCGACACGUGUACAAAUAUGGUGGCAGCUCUGGAGUUGGCUACCCCGUAGUGGACGCUAAGUGUUAUAAAUUUUAUAAGAUAAGAUUGUUAUUAAUCACAAACAAAUUUAUGGUGAAAAUAACCAAUAACGCAGAAGAAGCAAAUUCUUCCCAAGACAUGAGUGAAGAAAAAAUAUUCUGUUUACUAUAAAAAAACAAUUAAUUUUAUGGAUUCUUGUCUUAAUUUCUAUAAAUAAUUAAUUAAAUAAGCUAAAUAAAAUAUCAUAAACACUAUUAGUAGGUAUAAUAGAACUCGCAGACUCUAUGCUAUGCCUCGAAGACCCAAAUUUGGGUAAAGGAAAGCAUUGGAGCCGGUGCGAAACUCUUAAUCUCAUCAAAGCAAUAAUAAAAUUUUCAACUUCCAAAGGGAUAAAGUGGAAGCAAGUUAUUAAAGAAGUGUCUGGUAAAACUGUGCAACAAGCCCAGUCAAGGUAUUUCUACAUCAGACUUAAAGUCAAUAAGCAAUUCCGGAGAUUGCGGGAAAUGAGAGCUCAUUGUGUCACUUCUUUGAGCAAAGAACAUUGAAUUGACCUGCAAGCUUGAUUUAAAUUUUAUUUAUUUUUUUUUUAAUUUUUAUAUUAAAUUUUCUAAAAAAUUCUAUAAAAAUAAAAAAAUAUGAUGCAAUAUUUAUUUAUUUUUUGUGUAGAAUUCAAUGCUAUAAAGCAUAAAUAA